AUUUCGAUCGCGGCGGCCGAUGUGCCCGUCUGCCUUGCCGAAAUGCCCGGUAUCUUGCCCAUGAAAGUGAUCAAGGUCGGUGGCACCGGCACUCAAAGCCGGAUCGCCCAGGCCUGUGAUCGUUGCAGAAGCAAAAAGAUCCGUUGCGAUGGCGUCCGACCAUGCUGUACCCAGUGCGCCAACGUUGGUUUCGAGUGCAAAACGAGUGAUAAGCUGAGCCGCCGUGCUUUCCCCCGUGGUUAUACCGAGUCUUUGGAGGAACGAGUGCGAUCUCUGGAGACAGAGGUCAGAGACCUGAAGGAUCUGCUGGACGAGAAGGAUGAGAAGAUUGACGUGCUCUCGCGGAUACAUUCUUUUUCUCCGCCCCAAAGAACUGCGUCUUCACAAUCUCCAUCAGCGCCUUCAUCUGGAACGACUAAAUCUAUCGGUUCGGAUGCGGGAGACAGGGUAGUUCAUGUUGAGCGAUCGCGUCCUCUCCCAAAAAUCAUCCGACAACCCCUAUACCGCAUUUUCGAGCACCCAAGGCUUUGCCGGUAUCUUACACAACCAGAUGUUUUCACCGACAAGCUUGUCAGCCAGGGGAAAUCAGUGUCGAAAAUCCCCACUAAAGCACUGACCAGAUUGCCUGCCCCGGUGGCCCGCGGAUCCCCCAACCAAACCGUGAAGACACCGCCACGCCUGGUGUCCGAUCAGCUCAUUAAUAUAUUUUUUCAAGAGUGGGCACCAUUGUACCCCGUGGUGCAUCGUCCGACUAUCCUGAAAGCUUACGAACAAUAUUUGAAUAAUCCCGAUUCUUUGAAAGAUGAUGCUCAUGCCAUGACGCAGCUGAACCUGAUUUUUGGAAUUGCAGCUCUAUCGUCAAUCUCGAGGACCCACCAGGACCCCGCCUUCUUUGAGGAGAACUGGACAGCUUCUCUCGAUUCAUUCAUGGGCGAAACCUCUCUCGGUAGUUUGCAAUGCUUUGUCUUGGCCCAGAUCUACUGCAUGACCAAAGCCGAUUACAACAGUUUGCUUCGCUACCGCGCCCUUGCUGUGGAUAUUUGCCAUCAGUUGGACCUUCACCAGAACCAAGAGGAUUCUUCAUUCAAUCCCUUGGAGGGAGAAACUCGCAAGAAGGUCUUCUGGUGUCAAUAUGUCUUGGACCGAUUCUCUUCUGCCUUGACCGGCAUGCCUGUUCUUCUGCGCGAGGAUGAUAUUCAGACAGGGUAUCCCGUUGAUGUGGAUGACGAGAAUGUUACCGAGACCGGAUUCCUGCCCACUCUCCCUGGUGAAUCAACUCGCGUUUCAAGUGCUCUUGCUCUCUUCUCGGUUUCGAGGAUUCUGAGCAAGGUCUUGGAGGACUUGUUCCCUUCAAAGCCAACCUACGACAUUCAUGUCUCCAAGAUGCACUUGGUGGCAGGGCAGCUAGAUGACUGGCUUUCGACACUACCUCCCCACCUUCAUCUCGAAUUUUCUCAGGAUAAGCCCAGUACAAAUGUUACGAGCAGCCGGUCGCCUCUUUUGUCUCUUGUUUAUUACUUCAUUCGAUCUCUGAUUCAUCGCCCCGCCGUGUGCUUCGCUGAAGAAAGUCUGCGCUCCACAUCGGUUCUCGCACUGUCUGACUCCUCAAAGCACAUCGUUCAGAUUUUGGAGCUACUCGAUGAACGGCGACUGUGUCUCUCCUUCAGUAUCAACCGAAGGGAGUUGGUCUUUUUCUCUGGUCUUGGCCUUUUGUGGCAAACAUUGGGUCUGAAGCGUGACAGCAAGCUAGCCAAGGAGAGCCAGAAGCUUCUUGCUGCUGUUAGGAAGCAACUUGGGCAAGCCUCCUCCGCGGUAGCCGCUGAAUUUGUAAUCCUGGCAAGUGCCCUGGUUCCACUGAACGGUGUGAAGGGCGAAGUGACUACAGGCGUCGAGUCGCAAGAAAUGAUGGCUCCAGCACACAAGCCUAAAUCGUCUCCCAAGAAGCAUCUGCAGUCUUUGAAGUCUCGUCUCACUGGUGCUCAUCGGAACGAGCCGCCGCAGGAAGCUUCGUCACCUUCGCGCCGGAACACCAUUUCCGGUGGCACACCCCCCUUUGGUCCUCAGUCACUUCGCUCCCCGAGCUGGGCGAGCCUUCCUCCAUCGCACCCCGACCAACUCUCGGCUCACCAAUACCCCGCCGAUCGAGGAACUUCGUCAUUGGAUCUUGGUUCAGACUCCCGUCUCAUUUCUUCGUCCAUGGGAUACGAUUACCCACGAGCCAUGUCCACCUCGACUCCAUCGGAUGCCAACACCGGGGCCAUCACAAUGGCCGACUGGGAAUACGUCCUAAGCGAUAUGGACCGAGGCUAUUCGAACAUAUUCACCGGCAUCUACGGCGGGAAGGAGUGCGGCGAGGACCCUGGUCCAUUUGCCUCCAUCACUGCCGAGUACAACCGCGACCACAAGCAGCUCGGUGAUACUUCGCUCGUGGUUCCACCUCCCGGUGAUAUGCAUGAUCUAUCCCCCGAGGCGUGGUCUGCGAGCAGUGGGGAAUUUGCCCCGAAGCAGGAGGCAACGACACAAAGUGUCCUCAGCUACUCCGGCGAGAGCAGUGUCGAGGAUAAUGUGCAUCCAUUCACCGAUCUCUCUGUCCGUCCGGACGACAUGAACUUUAUCGACCCGUUCCACGCAAUUACGAUGCCGCCCGAGGAGGAGAACGGUGAUUUUGCCCUCGCGAACGGCUGGGACCGACGGCUGGCCGUCUGA
Messenger RNA from Penicillium cinerascens, 2706 nucleotides. It is a transcript of the gene facB, whose product is annotated as C6 transcription factor FacB/Cat8. Gene Ontology annotation, biological process: DNA-templated transcription; regulation of DNA-templated transcription. Gene Ontology annotation, molecular function: zinc ion binding; DNA binding; DNA-binding transcription factor activity, RNA polymerase II-specific. Lineage: Eukaryota; Fungi; Ascomycota; Eurotiomycetes; Eurotiales; Aspergillaceae. The transcript has 3 exons. The annotation marks the transcript as partial. The record is from RefSeq and is a predicted model, not a curated record.